AAGGACAGCGACCAGCAGAUCACCGCUCAGGUGGACGGAGGCCUCAGCAACUUCACUCAGACAGGACUGGCAGCCGGUCAGGAGUACAGCGCCACCAUCACCGGGGAGAUCGGCGGCAGGAGAGGAGCCGAGAGCUCCACCGAAUUCAUGACCCUCAUCUCGGGUCCCACCAACCUCAAAGUCGUCAAGACGACGUCGACGUCCACGGUGGUCCAGUGGGACAAAUCGCAGGGUGAGAUUGACAGGUACCGUUUGAACAUCACUCCCAGUGACGGAGCCGGGAAGACUCAGGAAAUCACCAUACCCGUUGACCAAGACUCCGCCCACAUUGGGCAGCUGGAGGCAGGGCGUUCAUAUGACAUCAUCCUCGUGGCAGAGAAGGGCGCGAGUCAGAGCCAACCGGUGACCACGCAGGCGGUUCCCGCUUUAGGGAACAGUUUACCAAGGGUUACCACGGCAGCUUUGACCACACCGGCCAGACUCGCACAGAGACAAGAAGUUGGCAACUUGGACCAAGAAUUCAACCCAUCACCUGAGGUGCAAGCCUCUGACCAACAGGGGGGAACGGAUGAUGAACCAGAGGCUGAGUCUGUACAAGUUGGAGGAAUCGAUGGACCCAACAAACAUUCUCCAUCUGUGGCUGCGAGAAAUAAACCUCUGGUUAACAGGACCAUGGCAACAAAUGGCACCAGACCCAAACACGCUGAAAAGCUCACGUUGUCCAGGAAGCCAAAACUUCCAGGCCCUUUCCGAUUCAACACAACCAGAGUUGUACCUGGAGAAAGAGUGAUUGGCCGUGGCCCCUUGAAAAAGCCCCUAAUGGGGGAGAAACGGAAGGCCCCGAUAGUGCCCAAAAAAUCUAAACCAAGUGUCUCCAAACUAGGAACCAGGACAAUAGAUAUGACUGUGACAGAACCUCACACUGAAGCAUCCAGUUCUGAGAGGAGGGAUGACAAACAUCCUGCUAUAAUGUCUGGAACCGGUUCAGAAACACACAGACAAAGUAGCUCAGAGGAACCGAAGAGGCAACCAGAUGUUAGCGUGUCAGGCCAAGAAAACGACACAGCUCCAGUGUCUUCAGAGCGAACUGGGACCAUUCAGAGCCAGGAGAAGAAAUGCUUGAACAAAGUUAAAGUGACGCACACCAGAUUACCCCAUAAGGACAGAGGCAGUGGGUGUAGAGGGGAUGGGACAGUGGUAGCAGGAAACACAUUAGAAUCAGAUCGAUCCACUUCUGAUUUGAAACUCUCGUCUGCAGAGACAGACCUGGACUAUUCACCUGAGUCUCUACAAAAACUCCUGACGGACACUUAUGACAUUUUGAAUAUCACAACGUUUUCCGUUCACUUGUCUAAACCAUCGGACCUCUCUGUUGAUGAAGACAUAGUAAGGAGCCAGAUUUUCACAAGACUGAAGCCCCUCUCUUCGUUUUCAUCCUCUUCAUCAUCCUCAUCAAACUCACAGUCAUCAUCAUCAUCAACAUCAUCCACAUCCACAGCAGGGACUUCACCAUCACCUUUACAAGUUUCUUCCUCAUCCACAGCAGCCCCAUCAUCAUCAUCAUCAUCUUCAUCACUACCAUCACUUACACCUUCAUCAUCAUCACUGUCACCUCCAUCAUCAUCAUCGUCAUCAUCAUCAUCAUCUUCAUCUUCAUCGUCUUUCAGCUCAGACAAACCAGAUUCAUUUGGAAAUAUUGAAGAAAAUGCUGUUAAGGGCGAAGAGACAACUGACGCAGCAUCACCGGGAGAAAGAAAACCACCACCUUCAGGAAAAGCUGGCGCACCACUUCUCCGUCACACACCUCCGAAACGAGGUUUCAUUCGUCGUCCGCGCCCAAUUUUUGGUUUGUUUCCGAACAGAACGCAGCCGAAAUUUAGAGGCCCUCACCAUCCCCCUCCUCGUUUUAACAUUAUCCCAAGAAGACAGUCAGAGACAAGGGAUGCGUCCACGAAUGGAUCAUUGCCUUCGUCUGCUUUGGAGGAAUCAUCCCCAGUGAAGAUGAACACAUUAGUCAGGGAUGCGAGUAGAGACAUGGAUGGACCAGCUUCACCUGCGUCCUCUGGAGAAAACCAGAACAUUGUGCUGACAGAAAUCCCAGUUCGCCCUCCUCCUCCAAAAGGUGGAUAUAUGCGUCGCCCCCUUCAGAACAAAACUCGACCUAAUUUAAGGCUUAUGACUCGCCCCAUUCGACCUUUAAUUACUGAAACUAAAACACAGAGGGGGGAGGUGUCUCCUGCUGAAGUUCCAACCACUUCAUCUCCUCCUGAUGUCGAAGAAUCAAAUCUGGCUGAAAGUAAAGAGCCAAUAAAAGAGGAUAAUGAAGAUAGAGCUGGGGUGAGAACCUCCUCAACAAGAAUGUCCAGUGAGUUAAAUGAGACUCUCAGAGGUAGUGGAGAACCUUUCUCCCAUCGUCCAACCAAAGUUCAAUUUUUCCGUCGCCCCCAAAUGUAUUCUGGAAGUCUCCAGAACAAAACACGUCCACACAUGAGACGACCUCAAUAUCCACGUAGAGGUCUUAUGCACAAACCUUUCCCUGUCAGAAAGCUGAAUGGAGAAGAUGCUGGAAGUCAAACUAGCCAACAAGAAAAGGCGAGUCCCUCUGAAUUCCCUGAAGUCCCAAAUAACAACCAGUUAGGAGAGCAGGACGUCCCCAGGCCUACCCAAGGAGUAGAAGUUCGAAUUAGACAAACAGGAGAACCUGAACCUGCACAUGUAAGAGCCCUGAUGGAUGGACACGAUACUGCUGUCAGUCCACAAAUUAACAAAGUAGAAAAUGGAGAAAGUUCUCCAAUCCAAACAACCAAAUCUGGGGAAGAAGAACGUAGCACUAUAGCUUCUAAGAAUGAUUCUGACCUCCAUAACCUGCGCGAUACCGGCAGAACUCCUGCCUCUACAGUUCGAAGAAGUCAAAAUAUCCAACAAACUUCCUCUGAUUCAAAAGAUUCAAGAACAGUCUCACUUCCAAAGCGACGACCACCAUCCAGAAAUCUGACAGGACAUCGCACCCAGAUGAGGGAAGAGGAGCCUAAAACUAAUCCUACUGUUAAAAGGCUGUUUGACAGUAAAACUGGACAAACAAGAAAUGCUGCUUCAAAACAUUUGAUGGGAUCAGAUGUUGCUUCCUCUGGAGUCACAAGAGAACAUCUGGACUAUGUAGGAGUGACGAACCGGACCUCCGAUGGUUUUACGCUCAUAUGGGACUCGCCGGAGGGAAAGUACAAAAACUUUGUCGUAACUACGAAACAAAAUGAAAAAGACAAAACACUGAAUCAAAAGGGAAGUCAGAAAGUUCAAGAAAGACAACAGGGAGACUCAGAGAGACAGGAGGGGAAGAAUCAACCAACUGAUGAACCGAAAUCAGGAGGGAGAAUCCCUGAAGGUGAAAACCGAGUCUCCGAAAGUGACGUUACACAUAUUCCAAAGAAGCAAAGCAGCACAGCAGUUAAACCAGUAACAGGAAGUGAGAAAUCCUUCAAAGAAGUUCUUCCUGGUUCAGCUCGCUCCCACCACUUUGUGGAUCUGCCUCCUCAGACUGAGUACACCAUCACCUUGCUUGGAAAGGGUCCUGGUCUUCUGUCCAGACUGCACAAGCUUGUCAUCAGUACAGGCCCCGAGCCUCCGACCGACAUCGUCUUCAGUGAGGUGACAGAAAACUCUCUGACAGUUUCCUGGACCAAACCCAAGAAUCCCGUCAGUGGUUUCAAAGUCACCUACACCAACACUGAGGAUGGGGAGCCGGUGUCUGUGUCCCUGGACUCGGACGACUCCUCCGUCGGCCUAUCGCAGCUCUCUCCUGGUUCAACCUAUGAGGUCAGCAUCCUCUCCAUCCUCGGCCCGGACGAGAGCGACCCAGUCAACAGCUUCUUCUCCACACUCCCUGACCCGCCGACACACCUACGGGCCGUGAACGUCACCGACACCGAGGCCUUGCUGCUGUGGCGUCCGGCGUUGGCCACCAUCGACAAGUACGCCAUCGUCUAUGGCUCAGGUUCAGGUUCAGAGUUGAGGAUCACGGUGUCUGGAGACGCAGCCGAGCAGCAGCUGAGCGGUUUGGAAGAAUCCACCACCUACACCGUCUCCAUCACCGGUCAGCUGGGCCGAGGAGAGAGCUCACCGGCUGCCACCAGCUUCACUACCAGCAGAG
This is a messenger RNA of Paralichthys olivaceus (Japanese flounder), 4147 nucleotides long. The record is from RefSeq and is a predicted model, not a curated record. Lineage: Eukaryota; Metazoa; Chordata; Actinopteri; Pleuronectiformes; Paralichthyidae.